This is a messenger RNA of Heterobasidion irregulare TC 32-1, 765 nucleotides long. RefSeq lists its product as uncharacterized. Lineage: Eukaryota; Fungi; Basidiomycota; Agaricomycetes; Russulales; Bondarzewiaceae. The record is from RefSeq and is a predicted model, not a curated record. Bases 1 to 765 code for a protein of 254 amino acids. The transcript is spliced from 2 exons.
AUGGGCUGGGACGAGGCGGGCAUGGGGGUCGAGGAGGAGGAGAUGGAGAUGGGUGAGGAGGAGGAGGAGGAGGAGAUGGAGGAGAUGGAGGAGGGAGCUCGCUCCUCCCCGGUCCGAUCGCGGCCAAACACGCGCACACACCACGACGUCGCCAUCGCCGUCCCCCGCGCACCGCGAGCCUGCAUCGCUCCGGCACCCUUCUGCCCCGGAGAACUGCCCUCUCCCCCUCUCCCGGCAGCCCCCGCCCCCGUCCACCGCCCUGGCCACCCACGCUCCAGCGCCUGCCACGCCCCUCUCUCUCCCCAGCCAUCUCCGCUCCCCCAAUCCCAGCCCCGCCCUGCCCGUUCCCCGGACACCCCGUCGAACACCCAUUGGCGCCCCGCCCCUUCCAAAGCUAAUCUGAACCGCACGCACGUCCCCCUCCAUUCCCCGCCGCACGUCCCCGACCCUCAUCGUCACCGCCGCCCCCCCUCCCCCGCCUAUACCCUCUCCCGCCGCCCGCCCGCGCCCCAGUCUGCAUUCCCCAUCCGCAGUCCGAUCCCCGUCCGACCCUCGGCCCCGAUCUCCAUCCCCCGUGCCCCGCCCCGCCCCGCCCCGCCCAUGUUCCCACGCCCGUCCGCCUCUGCGUUCAUAUGCACGAGAAAGAGAGGGCCGCCCCUCUCCGCCCCCUCCCAUUCGUGCACCGCGCCUUGCGACCCCCCCUUUUUUCUUCGCCUCUCACGGUCGCUCGCUGCGUCCUCGACCGUCGUCGUAGCACACACGUAG